Peronospora belbahrii is the source of this 492-nucleotide messenger RNA. Lineage: Eukaryota; Oomycota; Peronosporomycetes; Peronosporales; Peronosporaceae. The record is from the annotation of a GenBank genome assembly.
AUGCCUGCUGAGGACGUCGCAGCAGAGACCAAGGAAGCAGCCACGAUAGAUGCUGUUUCCAAAACAUAUGUGGAGAGUUCUCAAGUUUCGUCACUUGAGGAGAUGGACGUGAUAUUGCCUCCGGAGCAGUCGGCGGUUGUGGAGUCUAUUCCACAGGAGUGUACAUCAUCCAUGCCGCAAGAGGACGAAAAGAUGGAUGUGAUGUCGACUACAAAGCAGUCGGUCGUAGAGUCAGUUAGCAGUCUGUGGUCGAGUCUAGUUGCACAUGAAUGUACAUCGUCCAUGCCGCAAGUGGCCGAAGAGAAGGGCACCAUUAUAGAAGAACAGGUGAAGGAGAAUGAGCUCGCCACACGUGGACGAGUUUCGUCGUGGAUCGCCGCCUAUGUGCCCAAGUCAUUGCUUGGAUUUUUCCAGCGUCGAUGCAUGAAGAAGACCAACUUGGUGGUACUUUGUCUAGCACUGCUGCUGCCAAUGGCGCUUGCCCGCCGAUAG